Molecule: messenger RNA, 2008 nt
Organism: Betta splendens (Siamese fighting fish)
Lineage: Eukaryota; Metazoa; Chordata; Actinopteri; Anabantiformes; Osphronemidae
Product: collagen alpha-1(I) chain-like
Exons: 2
Coding region: 1581-1973 (130 amino acids)
Source: RefSeq, a predicted model, not a curated record
GUCAAUCACCUGGACAGCUUUUGUGGCAGUUUGUGAAAAAAAACGUAAACGUAAAUUAUAGAAAAAUCUAAAAUAUAACAGACAGAACAAAAUAAGCCUACAUGCACGUUAUACAAAACUUUCUAGGACUGCAAACGUUCUGUUUUUCACCGUGCUUCACCCACCGUUCAGGACACAGGACGACGUAUAUAAGAGUCCAUGAAGCGUGUAGACCCACAUGGAAUUCUAGUGCGCACUGUACAGCUCCAGACUUUAAGGCGCAGAAGAUAUUAAGUUCCGGCUCCUAACAGCUACAGUAGUGGCACAUUGAUGGUAACCACAAAUUAAUCAGGUAAGGCUGCAGAUAGGGGAAGUAGUAUGCCUUCACAAUUUAAUCAGUAUAAUAAUGUACAUAUCUCACAAGAAUCAACAUGUGAUAUAAGUACAAGGAAGACCAGACAGGGUGAGAAUCGAUAAGAGAAGUUGGGGGAGUGGCUAAAGAAGAACAACAUACUGUAUAAGAUGUGUGGAAAGGAUUCAAUCUCUGGUCAUGGACAGAGUGUAAACAGUGGGAGAACUGAAGGAGACAAGCUUAUGACCAUUUUUCAUCUUUCUUCAUUCUAGGCUUUCUGUGAGCUGCAUAACAAGUGAAUUUCUGUACUGACGGAUUGAUAAAGUCUACAAAUAUCUGCACUAUAAUCUUCAGUGUUGUUUGUAAUGUUUUACAGAUUGCGAAUUGUGGUCCAUGAUGGUAUAGAUGGCUUAAGUCAUCUUAUUGUGUACCUGUCUGUAGCCACUAAUAACCCUGCACCAACAGUACUGAACUGCUUCUUAGGGGCUGUUCAUACUUUUGGACUACCAUCUUGUGUGUGGUCUAACAAAGGAGGGGAGAAUAUUGAAGUGGCACACUAUAUAGUGACGCACAGAGGAAACAACCGCAAUUCUCACAUCACUGGAAGAAGUAUGCAUAAUAAGAGGUAAUCAAAUGUUUAAAAUUUCACGAUUCCUCCUCCAGAUUUUGACAUUUUAUAUUACUAUCUAAUAACGUAAUGCUUUGCAUUCCUACACAGGAAGCCAGACGAGCUUGUCAUUAUUAACCAUAGUUUCUUUGAACUGCUUAACACGAGCUGUUGUUUCAGCCACAGUACACGCUAAUGGUCUCUCAAAACUAGCAACAUGCUCCACUACACUAACCUGCUCUUCCUCGCUCCUGUUUCCACACACACCCGACAGUGCCUCCUUUCACAUUUUUUCAGGCAAUAACAUGGAACCACACAACUUGAUGUUAAAUAUCAAAACAUCUUUACCAUUACAAUAUUAAAAUGAAAAAUCUGUAGAAGCUUAGCCUGCACCAGAACUAUAUGUUUGCUUUUUGUUUGGGAGUAUUGGAUGGAAGAAAUCCAUCUGUAUGCACUUCAUUGGAGCUUUUUACCACACAUUCAGAGGCACCUCAAUUUCUUUAAGAAAGGGUCGCGAACAGCAGGAGGUGCCGAGGGUGAGGCCACCAGACUGGGUGACGAGUCUGGGAUGGACAUGACGCUGGAGCCAGGACCAGAGACGAGGACCGGCGUGGAGACGGAACCAUACGAAGGGUGGCCGGGAUGGAUGCAGCUGACGCUGGACCACCAGGAGCCGAGAUGAACGUGGACGGAACCAGGCCACCAGGAACCGAUGCAGGCAUGGCCAGGCCACCAGGAACCGAUGCAGGCGUGGCCAGGCCACCAGGAACCAAUGCAGGCAUGGCCGGGCCACCAGGAACCGAUGCAGACGUGGCUGAGCCACCAGGAACCAAUGCAGGCGUGGCCGGACCGGGAGCUGCAUCUGCGGACGUGGUCGGACCACCGGGAGCUGCAUCUGCGGACGUGGUCGGACCACCGGGACGGGGACAGCCGUGCUCCCCUGAGCACCCCCAAGCACUCCGGGACCAAAACCUGCGCAGAGAAGGACAGAGGACACGGAGCCCCAGGCCGGCGGGAGCCAGCUUGGACCCCUAGGACCCACUGCCGGGACUAGGGCGACCUCCACCUGG